CAUACAAGCCCUACAAAUAUUAACAUCGUUGCAGUUGGAGACUGCCAUUUGUCUUGGAGCUGGAUUCUUGAAUUGUGUCUAUCAUGCCUGAGCCGGCGAAAUCGGCCCCUGCCCCGAAGAAGGGCUCGAAGAAAGCGGUGACCAAGGCGCAGAAGAAAGACGGCAAGAAGCGCAAGCGCAGCCGCAAGGAGAGCUACUCCGUCUACGUGUACAAGGUGCUCAAGCAAGUCCACCCCGACACCGGUAUCUCGUCCAAGGCCAUGGGCAUUAUGAACUCCUUCGUCAACGACAUCUUCGAGCGCAUCGCGAGCGAAGCGUCGCGCCUGGCGCAUUACAACAAGCGCUCGACCAUCACGUCGCGGGAGAUCCAGACGGCUGUGCGGCUGCUGUUGCCAGGGGAGUUGGCCAAGCACGCCGUGUCCGAGGGUACCAAGGCUGUCACCAAGUACACCAGCUCCAAGUGAGCGCACCCGCCACUCUGAAACCCAAAGGCUCUUUUCAGAGCCACCCA
Heterocephalus glaber (naked mole-rat) is the source of this 511-nucleotide messenger RNA. Its product is annotated as histone H2B type 1-F/J/L. NCBI's taxonomy places the organism in Eukaryota, Metazoa, Chordata, Mammalia, Rodentia, Bathyergidae. Gene Ontology annotation, cellular component: nucleosome. The record is from RefSeq and is a predicted model, not a curated record. Gene Ontology annotation, molecular function: structural constituent of chromatin; DNA binding; protein heterodimerization activity.